CUGAUUGAAUCAGUCCAAUUAAAUUAUUAAUGUUGCUAGUUUGUGAAUAACAAAUCCACCUGCUUGACUAAUAUAUUUAGUCUGUAUUUUAGGUGUCUCUAACCGAGCUGAAACUUCAAAGUAACGCAAUGAUACCCACAGUGUUCCUCUCGGGCUUGCUGUGUUCGGGAAUUGCUACGGGCUUUGUUUAUAGAGACGAAAGGACAAAGGUUGCGAAUUUUGAAGACAAACAUAAAGGUCAGAGCCUUAUGGGUCACGUGAUACAAACACUCCAAGUCUCGUCCCGGUUUGACUGCGCCAUUCAGUGCACGAGUCACGAGCAGUGCAGGUCAUAUAACUACCAGGACACUUCGCCAACACAAACUCACACAUGCGAGCUGAACGACAGGUCGCACGUGGACGGGACCGGGUCACUCAAGCCGAGGACUGGGUACAGCUACUUCGCCAGUAGAUUUGAGUCUGAAAAAUGUGACAGCUGUCAUGAAGAAUCCACGUGUCUUGAGCCGCGCGAUGGGCACGUUCUCUGCGUAUGCGCUGAGGGAAAAGAAGGGAGGAGCUGUGAGCAAUGGAAGAGUGAUGCAGCCGAUUUCUCUCUCACGUUUGAUCGACGCUCAGUAGAUGACUUUGUGAAAAUUGAGGAAGCCAUUGCAGCAGAACUGAGUCAGCUGACCGCGUGUUUGUGGGCUCGCUACAAUGAAUCUCGUUCCCAGACCUUUUUGUCGUAUUCUACAAAAAAUACGCCCGAUGAGCUAAAACUCUCAUGCGAGAGCGAAGUCUGCAACAUCACAAUCAAUGGAACCACACACACCAUGACAACUAUCCCUUUGAAUGAUGAUCAGUGGCAUCACGUGUGCAUCACGUGGUCUAACACAGCGGGGGACUGGGAGUUACACAUUGACGGAGUCCGAAGAAACAACAACACAAGCCUCGCGCCAGCUCACUUGAUUGGUCCAGGGGGGGCAUUUGUUCUUGGUCAGGGAUCCCGUGCUUUUAUGAAUAGCGAUGAUGAAGAUACAUUCGUUGGAGCACUGUUUGGGGUCGAUGUAUGGGAUAAAGUGUUAAGUGAAGAAAACUUAACCGACUUUGUCAAGUCUGAGGUCCAUCGGCCAGGAAAUACAAUCGACUGGAGAUCAUUUAAGGGACAAACGCUACAUGGGGAUGUUAGACGUAUCUCGCCAUCAGAGAAAAGCGGUAAGUAG
Messenger RNA from Nematostella vectensis (starlet sea anemone), 1199 nucleotides. RefSeq names its product neuronal pentraxin-2-like. NCBI's taxonomy places the organism in Eukaryota, Metazoa, Cnidaria, Anthozoa, Actiniaria, Edwardsiidae. The record is from RefSeq and is a predicted model, not a curated record. Bases 129 to 1199 code for a protein of 356 amino acids. The transcript is spliced from 7 exons.